AUGGAGUUAUCCCGAGCUGAGAGUUCAUUACGGACGCUCAAGAACCGUCCAAAGGUUCCACAAGGCGCCGUAUCGACUGCUCUUGCUAUUCUACAGCUUAUUAGUCCUUCCGAGUCUCUAUCUACAGACACUCCUAUAAUCAAUGAAGAAACGCGACGCGAUUUGCUUCAACAGGAACUGCAGACGCUGUUGUUAUACGGUAAAGAACGCUGGGAACCUCUCGCUGUGUUCCUCGUAGUAGCUCGUGAUCUGCUGAGUCGUUACCUAAAAUUACCGGAUCUGGACGCCGAUACGGACUUUUGUCUACCUGAACAAGAGCUUCCACUCUAUGUGACGAGUAUUGCGCCACUAUCCGAUGCCUUUUUGACACAGACAGUCAAGCAAGCUAUACAUCAGCAUCUUGAGUAUUACGAGCCUAGAGUUCGCAUGGCAGUGGCCAAAUUACUGGGUGUCUUGGCCAAGUGGAAUCUCGUGUGGGUUACACAAGCGUUCACGCCGCAGAUCGUCGAUUCAGUCGUAGCCAACCUCAGUCGUUCGCCCGACUUUGAAGAGACGGGUUUUGAUGAACUAGACGAUAAUAUCAGCAAUAAUGGUAUGAUGACACCACCACAGAGUCCUGAAGGAACACCACGUACGCCCUCGACACCCUAUAGACUGGAUGAUGUGAGUGGCUGGAAGGCACUUGAGAGCUCGCUGUGUGCACUCAAGUACAUUAUCAAAGGCAGCGGAGAUGCAUUUCUACAGCAAGUGCCGAUGGCAGAAGGAAACGGCAAGGUAUUCCUUUACUUGACGCCGCAGAUUCUAGAGCUCGUGGCAACAAAAAGCUGCUUCCAUAUCAAUCGCCAUGUAAGAGUUGUGGGACUCGACACGAUCACGGUGCUGGCAGAUAUUGCGCCUGCGGGUUUUUUCGACACGCAUCACUCAGCUGUGGGUGACAUCUUGAACAAGUGCAUCAAACGCGGCAUGGAGGACAAUUGGUGUCAAGUCCGCUAUGCUGCGUCGAUCGCGGCACGCUCUUUUUUAAUGAAGUUGCAGGAGCAGGGUCGUAUGACGUAUCUGCCAAUCUUGCUGCCUAGAAUGUGCCUAAAUCGAUACUACGUCGCGGAGCGUGUGCAAAAGUACUCUCAAGAGUCGUGGAAAAUGAUCGUGGGCAACCAAGGCCGCGAAUUAGUGGCCAGAUACGCUACCGAGAUUGUGGAUUACUACGUGGAGAUGACGAACCACUGUGUUCGCGAAUCGGCUUGUCAGUGUAUUGCUGAGCUUGGCACAAAAGUUGACCCGACGGCGAUUCGUCCGCACGUCGGCCGUCUUAUGCAGGCUCUUCUCAUCUGCUUCUACGAUGUGUCAAAUCUGGUGCGAGAUGCUGCAUGCCUGGCGUCGGCGCAACUAGUGCUUGGUUUUCCCGAGGAGUGCCGUCCAUUUCUGAAUGAUCUAUAUCAUUUAUGGAUUGACCACCUCUCGGAUGACAUUUGGUCCGUGCGUGAAGACGCCGCCAUUGCUCUGGGUAAUGUGAUCCGCGCAUAUGGCCAUGAAGCACUGGACCGCGUGAUCAAAGUCACGGAAGAGUACUUGCCGCUUGCGAAGAUGCAGCCAGCGAUGACGCAACAAGCAUACGAUGAUCUGAUGCGUUCUGAGAAGAAGCACCUUAGCAAGCAAGCCUUCUCUUGCUGUUCUCUGGAGCCUAAACUAUUCGAACGUCAUGAGCACCGCGACAAGGAGCCGUGGGAGCAUGCCGACGGUGCCAUUUACAUGGUGCGAGAGCUCUGCAAUGUGGAUCCUGACGUUGCUGUGAAAUUUCUUCCACAGAUUGCAGACAUUGCGAUCCUUCGCCACUUUCCACAGACGGCCGUCUUGCAGGAAACAAUUUGGAAACAGGUGCCGGCCAUGUGCGAGGCGCUCGGCAAGAAGGUGUUUAAACGCUACCUUGAGCUCUUCUUUGACCCUUUGGUCUUUACGCUCCAGGGAACGAACCAUCUUGCAAAGUUCGCUGCCCGUGACUGUGUCGCACAGAUCAGCAAGCAGAUCGGACCUAGCAUUUUUCUAGGCCGCCUUGAUGCGAACCCAGCCUGGAAGGAGGUUUUGGGUCCUAUCGUGCCGGUGCAGCCGUACAUGGUGAAGUGA
Molecule: messenger RNA, 2121 nt
Organism: Peronospora farinosa
Lineage: Eukaryota; Oomycota; Peronosporomycetes; Peronosporales; Peronosporaceae
Source: the annotation of a GenBank genome assembly